Acytostelium subglobosum LB1 is the source of this 1959-nucleotide messenger RNA. RefSeq lists its product as hypothetical. Gene Ontology annotation, molecular function: NAD+ poly-ADP-ribosyltransferase activity. The record is from RefSeq and is a predicted model, not a curated record. The transcript has 2 exons. NCBI's taxonomy places the organism in Eukaryota, Evosea, Eumycetozoa, Acytosteliales, Acytosteliaceae. The coding region runs from base 1 to 1959 and encodes 652 amino acids.
AUGUGGUUGUUGGUCAACUGUACACGGAUGAAGAAGAGGCCUGAAGUAGUGACAGAGUUGGCCAAGGGUUACCAAGUAAGCGCCGAACAACCACUAAAGAUAAGAGCUCGAGGUACAUUCUUUGAUCAGAAUGGCACCAAGAGGACAACCAACGACAUCUGGACCGAGACGACCGAAGGAACGUACUACCCUAGGGCCAGGGAGGAGGUGCUUACAGCUCUUGGAAAUAUCAACUCCAACCAAGAGGAGAAGAAAGCCCUAGAGGUCAAGGUCAUCAACAAGAUCAACUCAAUGUUCGCUUCACUAUUUACCAAGUCUCUUGCUAUUGAAACUUUGCUAGCCGGACCAAACGAACAAUGUGAUGUCGCGACUCCAGGACAGGUGGCAUCAAUUGUUGAGUCGAUGGACUUCCCGCCGAGUAGUGACAUGGUAGAUUAUCGCCCACCUCCAAUGGUUGCCAAAGGGAACGUAUCUGAAUUGAUAACCUCAUUUACAAAGACAACGCCUCCGAUUCAACAUUUGGAGGCAUUCAAUGAUACAAUCAUUGAUAAUAUUGUCAAGAACUUUGCCGAUAGAUUCCCAGAUAUGUCUGUGCAUGCUGAUGAAGAUGGUUCCAUUGCCAUUGGUUCAUCAACAUCGGAGCAGGAGCGAGUGGACCUUGCCGCACACCUAAUGGCCAUCACCACAGCCCCAAUCGCCUUUGUCGUCAAGGACCAAGAUGUUAAAGUUGCAGUCAAUUGUUUACAAGAUGGAAACUUGAUGUUUGAGAUCCAAGACAACAAGGAAGGUCCCAAAGAUACCUCAAAGAUUACAGUAUAUGGAAGUCACGUAGAUAUUGGUCGAUCUUUAUACAAUAUUGAUCAGAAGGCCUCAGCCAGAGUAGAAAUAGUUGAUAUUGUACCACAGAUGAUAGACAUGGUCUCACCUAAAAGGGUAACCAAGCUUGACCUGUCGCCACUAUUUAAAGCUGGAGAAGACUUUGCUUGGGCUAAUUGGCCACUUGAUCUGCCACCCCUCCGCCACGUCCAGGUGAACACCCAUCUUCAUCCAUCAUCACAACCCUACAACUCUAGAGAUUCAUUCAUUGCCGGGUAUAAAUCAAUGUACCCCUCAGAUAAGGACGUAGACUUAGUACAUGGACGAUUCGUCUGGCAUGGAACAUCACACGGCUCCUUCCCCUCCAUCCUCAAGGAUGGAUUCCUGCCCUCAUACAGAAGCGUUCAGGCUUACGGCCCUGGAGAAUACUUUGGAUACAAUGCCGGUGUCUCAAUGGGCUAUUGCUCACAUUCCCAGGGCAAGAUGUUGUUGGCAUUCAUAUUGGAUGGACCUCAAACUUCAUUACAUGGUACAUAUUGUUAUGUGGUCAAUAAUCCCAAAGAUGAGUCGAUAAAUAUUGCCAGUACAAAUUGGAUAUCACCAUUUAGAUGGCAGUGGAAAGACGAAGGUCGUUGGGAGUACUACCUGCCAGAGGUCAACGCAUUGAUUGAUAAGAAUCAUUGUCUUAAAACACAAUCAUUCAGUACACCUCCAAUUCUCCGACUGGUAGAUGGCGAGCUACAAGUCUACACGAUUGACUUGACCAAUAGUCGACAGAUAAAUGAGUCUUCCAAAUACAAGAGAGCAAUACAACGUACAGUUGAGGAUGACAUUGAUCCCAGUACACUGCAGGUUCUUGGUAUCGAACUCAGUCCUGCAGACAAUGACUCAAUAACAGGGGCAUUCACAAGAUACAUUCAAGACCAGUGUGGACCAGUCGUGACCCUGUUAUUGAACAACAAUCAAAGAUGGAACUUCAACUUCAACCUUGGCGUUGCGCAAUGGGAGGACAAGACCUACAUGCUGAGCAUUGGUGGAGACUUUAGUUCUGAUUACUCGGAUACUGAAUCUCUCGAUAGCGACGAAAGUGAUGAAGACCUUGUUGAUAUUCAGCCAAAGAGGACAGGUUGUAGAACACAAUAA